GGCUUCCGGCUCGUGAAGUGGCACGGCUUCCGCACGUGUGUCAAUCCUCCGGGUUCCAGGGUUAUCCCUACCUCUGGUAAACUUGUCGGGUCGGGACUCCCUUCAGACCUAAGGAUGAAGGCGAGAAGAAAUAAAAAACAGGUCCCAAGCUUUCGCAAGUUGCUAAAAACUAGUAAAGUCAAACUUGAAAACAAGCUAAAAAAUAAGCAAUUUAAACAACAAAGCACUAUCAAGAAGUACCGAAAAGAACAGAGGAAACUAAGGCAAGCUGUAAAAGAUGCUGUGUCUAAGAAACCCAUUCCGUUGGAGGACCCAAAGAAACGGCGACCAGGUAAAAGGAUUGAGAGGGAAAAUGAGGAAGAAGAGGAAGCCCUUCCUUUGGAUAUGAUGGAUGAAGAUGACUUACAGUUAAUGAAGGAUUUAGGACAGAGAGCAUCUUUUCUAACAAGAGAUCUUUCUUCUAGUGAGCCUGUUCACGCCAAGAAACGAAAGCAUGAACACAUCAUAGAUAAAUAUGAAAAAAUACCAAGAACUCUGCAGACGACUCCAGAGAAGGAACUGAUUCAUUUGCUUCCUAUCAAAGAUAAAAGUGGUAUAAUUCCACAGACCAGGGAGAAGCCAGUUAUUGACAGUAACAAAGAUGAUGAAGAUCAAGAAGAAGAGAUGGAACUUGAGGAAGAGAACACUCAAGAUCCCAUUCGAGAGCUGACCAUAGAAGAACAUUUGAUUGAGAGAAAGAGGAAACUACAGGAGAAGAAAAUGCAUAUUGCAGCUUUGGCGUCUGCCAUAUUAUCAGAUCCAGAAAGUAAUAUGAAAAAAUUGAAAGAAUUACGUUCCAUGUUGAUGGAACAGGAUCCUGAUGUGGCUGUUACUGUUCGAAAGCUGGUGAUUGUUUCUCUGAUGGAGUUAUUUAAAGACAUUACUCCUUCAUAUAAAAUCCGGCCCCUAACAGAAGCAGAAAAGUCUACCAAGAUUCGCAAAGAAACCCAAAAGUUAAGAGAAUUUGAAGAAGGCCUGGUUAGCCAAUAUAAAUUUUAUUUGGAAAAUCUGGAGCAAAUGGUCAAAGACUGGAAGCAAAGAAAGCUGAAGAAAAGUAAUGUAGUUUCCUUAAAGGCAUACAAAGGACUGGCAGAAGUGGCUGUGAAGAGCCUGUGUGAACUGUUGGUGGCACUACCUCAUUUUAACUUCCACAACAACAUCAUUGUAUUGAUUGUCCCUCUCAUGAAUGACAUGUCAAAAUCGAUGAUAGAAGUUUGCAUAAAAUGUGAUAAAAGAUGCUUCAAACAGUAUAAAUAUGAAGCUGUGUAUUUGUAUUUUUUUCAAUAUUAGAUGUUAAAAACAUUUUUGUGCCUAAGAAUCAAGGAAGUAGAAGUAAAAAAAGAUACAGAGGAUAUUAAUAAACCAAAAAAGUUUAUGACUUUCAAGGAAAAGAGGAAAACUCUAUCAAGGAUGCAGAGAAAGUGGAAGAAAGCAGAAGAGAAACUAGAGCGAGAACUUCGGGAGGCAGAAGCUUCAGAGAGUACUGAGAAAAAACUUAAACUGCACACAGAGACUCUGAAUAUUGUGUUUGUAACCUACUUCCGAAUAUUGAAGAAGGCCCAGAGGUCACCUCUCCUGCCAGCAGUUCUAGAAGGUCUUGCCAAGUUUGCUCACCUUAUAAAUGUGGAAUUUUUUGAUGAUUUAUUAGUAGUCCUUCAUACUCUCAUUGAAUCUGGUGACCUAAGCUAUCAAGAAAGUCUUCACUGUGUCCAGACUGCUUUUCAUAUUCUUUCUGGUCAAGGUGAUGUUCUGAAUAUUGAUCCAAUGAAAUUCUAUACACAUCUCUACAAAACAAUGUUGAAGUUACAUGCAGGUGCUACCAAUGAAGGUGUUGAGAUUGCACUCCAGUGCCUUGAUGUCAUGCUCACUAAGCGCAGAAAGCAGGUUUCUCAGCAGCGAGCCCUUGCCUUUGUCAAGCGCCUUUGUACCCUUGCUCUUCAUGUUCUUCCAAAUUCAAGCAUUGGCAUUUUAGCAACUACCAGAAUAUUAAUGCAUACUUUCCCCAAAACAGAUCUACUGCUUGAUAAUGAAUCUCAGGGAAGUGGGAUUUUCCUUCCUGAGCUGGAUGAACCUGAGUACUGUAAUGCACAGAACACUGCUCUGUGGGAAUUGCAUGCACUGAGGAGACAUUACCACCCCGUAGUGCAGAGAUUUGCAGCUCACCUGAUUGCUGGAGCACCUUCUGAAGGCUCUGAAGCACUCAAGCCAGAAUUGAGCCGCAGAUCUGCUGCUGAACUAUUUGAGGCUUACAGCAUGGCAGCAAUGACAUUCAAUCCCCCUGUUGAAACAUCAAACUUCAAAAAGAAGGAUAAAGUUUUACAAGGGGAUUCAUUUUUGAAUGAAGAUUUAAAUCAACUAAUCAAAAAACAUUGCAAUGAAGUUGCUACUCAGUCACCCCUGGAUUUCACCAAAUAUUUGGAAACAUCUCCACGGUAGUAGAAGAAUAAAAAGUCAGUGGACUUUCUUGUACAUUUGUGGGUGUGCAGAUACACAUAAAGAUGUGUUAACUUAGGACCUUCUCUUUUUAUAUAAGGAAAACUUUAUAAGAACGAUUUGUAAGAGGAGGAAGUUAUUACCCUUUGCAUGGCACAGGGUUCUGCCCCAAUUCUGAAAAUGUAAUUUCAUUAAGAAAGAAUUGCAAGCCUCUCCCCUCCCCCCAAUAUUUGUAAAUUUCUUUCUUAAUGAUGCUGCCUUUUUAAAACAAUGUACAUAUAGUUUUUUAAAAAAGUCUGUGGACUGGAUCUUACUGAAAUGCAGUUGCUAUAUUAAAAGUACAGCAUAGACCACAGAAAAAUCAAGACUGUAAGAAUGUUUUUUACCAUUUAGCUACUCUUCUUAACUAAAUACUCUUUAAGUAUUAUUUUUAUUGUAAUACCAUAAGUGGAAGUGAGAAACAUUCUAAAUUUGAGUGAAUAUAUUUUUACAAAGAUUUUUGAGAAAAUUAAAAGUUGUUUGAAACUGGACCCAGGUUCAUUGGUUCUUGCUGAAUGAUAAACCUCAGAAAUAACCUAAUUUGACCCUUUUUUAAAAAGGAUGAGUGUUAUGAUUACUUUCAAACAAAGUUUGAAUGGGUUUUUGUUUCUUUGAAAUUCUUUGCAUUUUCUGACAUGUCCUGAAGGGUGAUGGCAGAAGAAUUACUCCAGGGUGGAAAAGCCAAGUCCUAGACUUUACCAUUAUGUUUUAGGGAUAGAGGGUAUGUAGAAAGGGGCUUUCCCCCCCCCUUCAUGCUGGUAAAAUGCCUGUUUUGAAUAUAAUUAUAAAGCAAUAUUUUAUGUAACAGAUAUUCCCAUAUUCUUGGAAUGGCCUAUGAAAUGCAUGUUUCAGUGGCCAGAUUAUAAAUAAAAAGUUUCUGAGGUCAAAGUUU
Galeopterus variegatus (Sunda flying lemur) is the source of this 3403-nucleotide messenger RNA. It is a transcript of the gene NOC3L, whose product is annotated as nucleolar complex associated 3 homolog (S. cerevisiae). Gene Ontology annotation, cellular component: nucleolus. The record is from RefSeq and is a predicted model, not a curated record. Lineage: Eukaryota; Metazoa; Chordata; Mammalia; Dermoptera; Cynocephalidae. Gene Ontology annotation, biological process: DNA replication initiation. The transcript is spliced from 21 exons. Gene Ontology annotation, molecular function: chromatin binding.